Clunio marinus is the source of this 252-nucleotide messenger RNA. NCBI's taxonomy places the organism in Eukaryota, Metazoa, Arthropoda, Insecta, Diptera, Chironomidae. The record is from the annotation of a GenBank genome assembly.
AUGCCUCUAAGUCAUCAUUGGAAUGGAACAAGAAGGAAAAUCAAUCAUCUAGACUAUUUAUCACAGAAGAUUUAUUUAAUUGAAUAUCCAAAUGCUGAUAAUCUGAUCACUGAAGCUCAACUGAUGUUACGAUUGAGCUUAAAAAUUAAUUGUUAUUUUAUGAACAAGCAUUCUUGUUUUGAUUUGACUGCGAUUAUUCCUUAUUCUGCAUGCAUCAAGAUUGUGCGCAAAAUCAUACAAACCACAAAGUAG